AUGCGCUGGGGAUGGCCUUACACUGUAAGCCAUCUGAGCUAUCUGUCUCUGCUCGCGAGUCAGCUCUGGCUGCGCGAUGCUGGAGCUAUGGUGGCACGGCCAGAUCUGCACAACUGGAUUCCUCACAUGAGACCCCGCACUCUGCACACUGGUGACCUUCAGCAAUUGAUGCAGAAGUACAGAGUCGUGGUUCUGAUGACGAGCAUUCCUCGCCGUAUUGACCACAUGGAGCCUGUCAUUGAUGCGAUCCUUGCACAAAGCUGGCAGCCAGCAGAGAUCUACAUGAGCAUUCCCUACAUUUACAACCGGACCGGCGAAACAUAUCACAUCCCGGAAUGGAUGCAAGCAAAGGUGGAUGCCACGCCGACCUUGCACCUCGUUCGCUGUGUUGACCUGGGUCCCGGAACCCACCUCUUGAAUGGCCUCCGCAUGGAAGAAGAUCCCUGGACCUUCCUCGUGGUCGUGGAUGACGACCAUAUCUACGGACCUGAGCUUGUCGAGCAACUGAUGCGAGCGGCGCUUGGAAAUCCGGGCAGCGCCGUAGCCGCCCAAGGCUUCCUCUCAGUGCCAGGGCUGCUGGAGUCGCAGGAGCUCCACACCAUGGAGGAGCAAGGUGGCGACCGGCCACGGUAUUUGCAGGAUCAGGGCUUUGCAGCAGGGCCAGUGCUGGUGAGCUACCUCGGCGUGGUGUAUCAGCGCGGUUUCUUCGAUGACACUGUGUAUUUCUACAACAGCGACUGUCAGCAAUGCCGCUACCAGGACGACAUGUGGUUCUCGGCGCACCUCGCGCAGAAGGGCAUCCGCCGACUUGUAAUUGGUGCAGCGCUGGGUGUUCAGGAGCUGACUGAGUUUCAUCUCGGACCGGAGUCCCUGACAUUCUGGGAGGAGAACAAGCCUCGGCAGAUCAGUGAUGAUUGCAACAAGGGCUUGCUGCGUGCCAACAGCCAUCUUUGGGCUUUGCGUCGGCGAGUUGUCCUUGCCCUUGGUGGCCUCCCGCCAGCGGUCUGGCCGAUUCCCGAUCAGGUGCCGAAGGAGUGGGCGCCGCCACUCGCAGCCAUCAGCAGGCUUCGACAGCUGCCCGAUUUGACAUAUCUUUGCACCAGUGGCUGGAAUGAGGCCAGGCACUCGUCCGGCUUCUUGCUGGGGACUUCCUUUAUGUUCGGCAGCGUUUUGGCAACUGGUUCGAGUGCCUGUGCUGCACAGUCGGAAGCUCGCAUUUCGCAGCUGAUGCAGGAUGCUCUGCUUUGGGAAGGGGACCCAAACACGGUCGUGGUCAUGGGGUCUUUGCCCAUGCUGGAGGAGGACCCGACCGGCUUUUGGGAAGUGGCUGAAUGUGCUGCAAGCAUGUUCGAUGCCACUGCGGAAGAUGCUGAAGCCGAGGAGAAGAGGCUCCGUGACCUGAAAGAACAGGCAGCCGAAGGAAGCAUGCCUCAGCAAUACGGUCAUCUGGUGCUCAACUUGUUGUUCCGGCAGCGUGGAAGCCCCUUGCAGGGCCUCGGGGACAUCGCCCUUCCCAGGUCACAGAAACGGGGAGAGGAAGUUUGGCCCUAUUGCCGCAUGGGCGAUUGGGUGGCAGCUACUGUCGGUGCGUUCAGCAGAGGCUAUGCCUAG
Symbiodinium sp. CCMP2456 is the source of this 1611-nucleotide messenger RNA. The record is from the annotation of a GenBank genome assembly. NCBI's taxonomy places the organism in Eukaryota, Dinophyceae, Suessiales, Symbiodiniaceae.